AUCAGAUGGACUGAAAGUCAAGCCAGUGACAUCACCGAGAGGCAGGGAGAAAGCAGCAGCAGAUCCGGAGUGAGAGAGAGACAGAGAGACCUACACACACACACACACACACACAGGGGGAGAGGAAGCGCUGGCUAAGGCCCCCCAGGCAGGAGGAUGUGAGUGAGAUACAGAGACAAGACAGAGACAGCGGAGGCUCCGGUGCCUUUCCUCGCCCCCCCACCCCCCGCCCUCUCUCCCUUAGCCCAGGGCUCCCGGGAAAGCAGGAUGCUGCUCUUACUGCUGCCGCCGCUGCUUCUGCUUCUGUGCUGGGGCGAACCCCAGCUCCAGGACGGGGACGCCCUGGUCGGCGGCUCCUGGAACACCAGCCGGCCCGAGCCGCUAAGAGAGCCGGCAGGAGCAGCAGGGGAGACCGGGAGAGCGAACAACAGCGAGCCCGAGCCGCAGGAGGAGACGGGCAGCGGCCUGGAAGACAGCACUUGCGCCUAUAAGGUGCUGCUGAACGGGAGAGGAGGAGGAGGAGGAGGGAGCAGGAUUUGUUUCAGGAGCACGGACAGCGGGUUCCGCUGCGGCCCGGGUAGCUGCCGGGUGUACCGCUCGGGCCCCUCGCUAGUGGCGAACGUGCUGGCGAACAGCAGCGUCUUCCUGCAGUGGCGGCCCAGGAGCGUGCGCCACCUUCGGGGCUUCCAGCUGAACUGCAGCUGGAGCGGCCUCUACACCCAGUUCCAGUGCGAGAGCGUGCAGCUCGGUGUCGCCUGCCGCGAUUACCUGCUCAGCAGCGUCCACGACAGCGUCGACUACCGCAUCUGCCUGCACACCCUGUACAGCGGCGGCGGCGGCUCCCGGCGAGACGAGGAGUGCCUGCAGUUCCGCGCCGAGCCCGCCGGCAUGCAGGACAUUGUCAUCGCCAUGACCGCCGUAGGAGGCUCCAUCUGCGUGAUGCUGGUGAUCAUCUGCCUCUUGGUGGCCUACAUCACCGAGAAUAUCAUGCACCCCGCCUUCGGCCGGCCUUCCGCCAAACGGGGACGUGAGGAUCACGGGCUCACUACCUAAUACACACACACACAUACAUAAAACUCUCAUCUAUUGAACUAUAGGAACAAACAAACAAAAACUUUUCUGCAGCAGUAAUCAAAAGUAGCCAGGAGGAGGCAGAAGAAAAGAAAAGGAGAAAGUUCACUUGGAAUCAGCCCUCUCCCUGCAGGUUGAGGAGAGACAGCGAAAUAAAGAGACGGGGGAGAAACACACACACACACACAGACUGCUGGCCCCUUGCCCUUCCCAGGAGGGAUCUGACUGCAGCGUCUGGACUCCAGGGGAGGGGGUGUUGAGGGUCGACAGACACAGACAAGCGGCUCCACUUUGGGUUGAAAUGAACACUGGCAGCAGCCGGCGCUGUGUCCCACUCCAAAAGUGACUUCCUGCCCUUCUCGGUGUCAAGGCGGCCUUGGAAACGGUGACUGGCCAGAGGGAGCGGACUGCAAUCGCUCUCUGACACGAAGAAGCACAACCGAUAACAUGAGAGGAACUGGAUGAACACAGCAGGCCAGGCAGCAUCAGAGGAGCAGGAAAGCUGACGUUUCGGU
Rhincodon typus (whale shark) is the source of this 1586-nucleotide messenger RNA. It is a transcript of the gene fndc10, whose product is annotated as fibronectin type III domain containing 10. Lineage: Eukaryota; Metazoa; Chordata; Chondrichthyes; Orectolobiformes; Rhincodontidae. Bases 268 to 1053 code for a protein of 261 amino acids. The transcript has a single exon. The record is from RefSeq and is a predicted model, not a curated record.